Messenger RNA from Trichomonas vaginalis G3, 4731 nucleotides. Its product is annotated as guanylate cyclase protein. The transcript has a single exon. Gene Ontology annotation, molecular function: peptide receptor activity; guanylate cyclase activity. The record is from RefSeq and is a predicted model, not a curated record. Gene Ontology annotation, biological process: intracellular signal transduction; receptor guanylyl cyclase signaling pathway; cGMP biosynthetic process. Bases 1 to 4731 code for a protein of 1576 amino acids. Lineage: Eukaryota; Parabasalia; Trichomonadida; Trichomonadidae.
AUGAAUCUCGCAGAAGCUUCCGUUUCGAAAUCAGUCUCAAGCAUGAGCAUGAGUACGGUUAAUGUUGGCGAUAUAACUCAAGCGAAAGGUGGCUUUCUCGACAUGAUCUUUCCACUUUAUGAUCAGAUGAUGCAGAAAACGAAAUUGCCAGCUUGGUUCUUGUCAAUGGCAGCUAUUAUAAUGCUUAUCCAAGUCUUAUCCAUUGGAUUUUGGAUUUACGCUCCACCUUUUGAAAGAUUGAGUGGAAAACCAAAAAAUAUAUAUCAUACCAUUAUCAAAAUCUUUACAUUUCAAGAUCCCAAUGACUAUUCUAACCAUCAUGAAGUCGAAAUGAUCAUAACUCUUGUAAUUGCUUUGGUAUCAAUCUUAUGGAUUGUUGGAAUGAUAGUAUAUUACAAGUAUUUAUAUACUAUUCCAACCAUUUGCCUUUAUAUAUCCACAAUAAUACUCGAUGUGAUCGAUCCAAUAUGCAUUACCCCUGCAGUUUAUGUAAUUUGCCAUGGAAUCACAGGAAUAAUAUAUACAUCAAACACCUCAUUUAUCGACGAGAUCAUUAUUGGAGCCAUUACAUACGGAUUCUAUGUUAUUGUCUUCUUACUUGGCACUUUAUUAAAAUCAAGAUCUGUCGUCUUAACAAACUUGACAUUUCCAUUAUUCGACUCAACAUCAAUUUACACAUGGGUUAUUGGAACAUCAUUUUGCUGCAUAAUAUCAGCUAUAAUGAAACUAUUUGAUACUUGGUUUUAUGUAGUUCUUGGAGUUGUUCAUUUAAUGAUGACUCUUUAUGUUUGCUAUCGAUUAACAUUUGUUCCAUUCUAUGAAGUUUGGCGUAACUCGGUUUGUUUGUCCUUUGGAAUUACAACAAUUGCGUUGGAUCUGAAUUUCUUUGUCCUCUAUUGCAUUCCAUCUUUGACGUACAACUAUACUUUAGCCGUUUUCAUUGGUGUACUCAUUAUUUCCAUCAUAAUUACAACAAUCUUUUACAAAUCUCGUGUCAACAAAAUUACUGAGCAGUUAGCAUAUCAAGAAACAGAACUAACAGCACAAGAAUAUCUUCGGACACUAAAUAUCGACCGAAACCCUCUCAGAGCAAUGAUGUAUAUCGUUGUUGGCUUAGCAAGAUUAGGUAAUUACUUUGUUGAUGGCUCAUUAACAGAUUAUAUCAUCAAUAAUGGCCAGGUUGAAGAAGCUCUAUCUAUUCUUUUGCAGGUUGUUACAUUCUUUCCAUCAGAAUCCAGAAAAAUGGAUAUUCUUUUCAAAAAACUUGCUCAAAAGAAGAAAAAGUUGGGUUUGCCUGACAGAUUUUUAUUGUAUCAAGUCUAUGGAAUCAAGACAAGAAGAUUAGUCUCAGAUACAAAAGAUACUUUGGAGAUGUUCAAUAAACUCAAGCAGAAGAAUGACGAAUGCAAAGCGAUCAUCAGAGGAUUUUGGGAUAAACCAAUUUGCACAAAUGAAUUCUUCAGCUCCUUGAGUAUGGUUGUCAGUGAUUUAGAUGCCUAUUUCAGAUGGGCAAUAUCUAAUAAUCCAAAUAACAUCAGAAUUGCUAAUGAAUACGCAAACUUCCUUUGUGAAUGUUUAUGUGAUUUCGACCGAGCAAUUGUUCAGUCAGUCAAAGCUGAAUACAUCAGCAAUGGAACUAAUUUCAAUGUUGAUAUUUCAUUCAAGAGUGCUGUAAACAAAUUCCCAAAGUACUUGAAGGUUGGAAUUCUGGAUACAAAAGGAAAGAGAGUUAUCAAGAAGCAUCCAAGCUCUGGAUCAGUAAAUCAAAGUGAAACAAAUUCAAGUUCAUCAGGAACAGGAAACUCCAAGAACACCUUCAACUCAUUGAGUGUUGAUAUUGAACAUCAAGAACUCAUUUCAAAACGAAUAUUAAGAGAUUCAAAGGUACGCUUGGCUUUCCACCAUUCAAUUGUUGAUAUGAAACCAAGACAAUCAAAAUUAAUUGCCAUUUCUGCAUUCAUUGUUCUUAUUACAAUGUUUGUUUUCUUUUUGGGAUUCUACCUUUAUGUCAAUGAUGCCAUUUCUUGGAGAAAGACUUCUUAUAAUGAUAUCAGAACAUUAAGCUAUGUUUUGUUCUUUAAUUACUACACGAAUGCCAUAUCAGUCUUAGAAUGGGCAAGAAGACACAAUAAGUAUGAUGAUUCAGGAAAAUAUCUUGGAGAUAUCACAAUUGAUAAAAAGUAUGCAAACCCUGUCAUACCAGAUAAAUAUACAUCAAAUGCAUAUAAAUUACAAUAUGCUACAAACUUUUCAAAAACAAAUUUGGGAAUAUUAUUAAAUGAUAUGUCAAAAAUUGCAUUGACAAAUAAUGUAUACAAAGUAGGAGAAAACUUAAUCAAAACUACUUCUACAAUUACUGUUUGUGAUGGUGGUGUUCCAUUAUAUAAAGUUCCUGCAAGUUUAAAGGCCCAAAUCACACUAAUUAAUUUCCAUCAGAAUCAACUAAGUGGAAAAUUUAAUACUAAUGUUGAUAUUCCUCAUAUUUAUGUAGAUAAUGAUUAUUGUCAAGUAAUGGCAAACUCAUUUACAUUGUCUGACAAUGCUGAUCAAGCUUUAAGAGGAAUUGUUAACUUCAAUCAAAACAGGGGAGAGAGUUACAAUAAAAUUUUCUAUACAUGGAUGAUUGCUGGAUUAAUUUGUUUAUUGUUCUUCUUAUGUGUUCCAGCUUUGUAUUGCGUCAAAACAUAUAAUGAUAUGGUUGACAAAAUAUUAAAAGUUUUGUUGCAAUUACCAAACAAUGUCAAAGAUGAUUGCAAGAAACCUUUAAUGCUUGAUUAUGAAAAUGAAAGUACACAAGUUCAAGCCAAAGAAAAAACUUCAAAGGUUAUGAAUUAUACUGCAAUGUUUUAUUUCUUUUUGGUUUUCGUUUCAUUACUUUUAUACUUCUUUAUGACAUAUCAAGCAGUCCAAUUGAACAAAGACAUGAAAACAAUGAUGUAUUGGUUCUAUUAUUCCUGCGUUAGAGUUUUGGCUGCAACAGAGACUGGAAACAAUGUUGUCCAUAUUGUUUUAUUAUCAGGAAAUGAUGUUGUUUCAAAGGUCAUCACUUUAGAAGAAAUUCGAGACAAAGCUGUUAAAGAUCUCGAAUAUUUAUUGCAAUAUGAAAAGAAAUUAGUCGAUGGAACAGCAUAUGCCAAAUCUAUUUUGGGAUUUGAUGAAGAAUUAGAUAAUGUUGAAUUAAAGAGCUCUUGCCAAUUAGGAAGAGAUCCUGUUUCUGUUCAUGAUAUGUAUGCAUGCUCAAGUAUCAGCGCCAUAAUUAACAUAUUUAAGAACAUGGUCGAAGAUGUAUUAAACAAUCAUGAAAAAUACAAAGGUAUCAUCAAAGACGAAGUUUCAGCAAACAUCAUCCACAUUUUACAAGAACAUUUCUACGGAAAAGUUAUUACAGGAACAACAAGAAUGAGAAAUUUAAUGGAGCAAACAUUUGAUAAAGAAAUGAAGAUUAUCAGCAUUCCUUUCAUUGUUGGCUUGAUUUUAGCAAUUAUUAUGUUUGGUUUACCAUGGAUAUUUAGAAUGUUUGUCAAUGAAAACUAUAAGUUAUUAUUGAUGAUGUUCCAGCAUAUUUCUCCCCAAAAGAUUGUUGAAUCAGAAGAAAUAAUGAAUUUCUUCAGAAGAACAAAGAAGAAAGAAACAGAAAAGAUGUCACUUUCCAAAUCAAUUGUUUUGGAAUCAAGCGAAUGCAUCAUUGUAACAAACGCAAAUUCCAUUAUUGAAAUUGUCAAUCAAGCAGUUACAGACAAUCUUGAAUUAACUCCUGAUCAAAUGCUUGGACAAACAAUUUUGAGUAUUGUUUCUGACAAUGACAAAGAAAAGUUAGAAACCCAAAUAAAUUUGAUGAUGAGUGGCCAAGGUUCAUCAUUCUGGGAAGAUCAUUUAGAUUUAACAGAUGAAAAUUCAAACUCUGUUCCAUUCACUGUCACAAUGAUUGGAAUGAAAGAUAGAGAAGAUUCAGACGAGAUAACUUCAAUUGUUUUCAUUUUGGCAAACGAAACCGAAGAAAUUAAAAAGAGAGAAGCUGCUGAAGAAGCAAAGGCCAAAUCAGAGAAGUUAUUAUAUCAAAUAUUACCAAAGGAUAUCGUUAUCAGAUUGAACAGAGGAGAAACAGAUAUUUCAUUCAAUAUUCCAAGCGCAACAAUAUUCUUUGUUGAUAUUGUUAAGUUCUCUGCCUAUGCAUCUUCUUUAACUCCAACAGAAAUCAUGGCAAACUUGAGUUUAGUUUUUGCUACAUUUGAUAGAAUUGUUAGUCAAUACGAAAGCAUCACUAAAAUCAAAUUAAUUGGUGAUGUAUACAUGGCAGCAGCUGGUUUAUUCCAAGAUCCAAAUGAUGAAAGUGUCAAACACGCAGAAGAUUCAGUCAGAUGCUGCAUUGAGAUUUCCAAAUCUCUUGAUGAAAUUAAUAUGAAAUUGAACGCAUCACUAGAAGUUAGAAUUGGAGUUAAUAGUGGUGGUCCAUUAAUUGGCGGUGUUUUAGGUACAGAUAAGCCAACAUUCGAUAUUAUUGGAGAUCCUAUCAAUGUUGCUGCACGUUUGCAAUCAACAGAUAUCCCUGGAAAUGUCCAGAUUUCUCAAGCAACGAAAGGUAUGAUUGAGAACUUAGAAUUUGAAAUCGAAGAAAGAGGUGAAAUUUAUCUUAAAGGUAAAGGCAACCAGUUGACAUAUUUUGUUAGUUUACCUGCAAAGAACGACUUUGAAGGUUCUAUUGCACUUAAUAUUUCUGAUGUUUCUAAGUAA